Molecule: messenger RNA, 1778 nt
Organism: Lecanosticta acicola
Lineage: Eukaryota; Fungi; Ascomycota; Dothideomycetes; Mycosphaerellales; Mycosphaerellaceae
Source: the annotation of a GenBank genome assembly
AUGUCUCCGUCUAUACUCGUGAUGAACGACGGGAACAACGUCGUCAACGUCGACAAACCGAUCCCUGUGCGCGAUGACGCCGCCAAAUCCAGCAAGUCGGCCGUCAUGCACCGUUCGCUGCUCGAGGACCCGUUACGAGUCGUCGCAGCUCAAGGCAACUACCUCCACCUCAACAACGGACAGAAGAUCUUCGACGCAACGGGAGGUGCUGCCGUGGCAUGUCUUGGUCACGGAGACAUUCGGUACGUCCUGCGAAUCUCGCGCAUCCAACAGUAUAUUGACCGGGAAGCAGAGUUCAAGAUGCAAUCAUCGAACAGAUGAACGAAGUAUCGUACUGCCACUCCCUCUUCUACGGCACUCGAGCAGCCGAAGAGCUCGCCUCGCUACUCGUCGACAGCACGAACGGCGAGAUGUCUCGAGCCUUCUUCGUCAGCAGCGGCAGUGAAGCCAUGGAGGCCGCUCUCAAGAUGGCUCGCCAGUACCAUCUCGAGAAGCCGAACCCGGAGCCGCAGAGAGCACAUUUCAUUUCCCGAGACCAGAGCUACCACGGCACCACGCUCGGUGCACUGGCAGCCGGCGGUCAUGUUGCCCGUCGGGCCAUUUUCGAGCCUAUUCUCAGCAUCAACACUAGCCGGGUGAGCCCUUGCUGCGCCUACAGGGGCAUCGGACACAAGAUCGAUAGCGAGAGGGCGUACGUAGCGAAGCUGGAGGCCGAGCUCGAUGCUGAGUUCAAGAAAGUUGGUCCCCAGAAUGUGGCUGCGUUCAUUGCGGAGCCUGUGGUUGGUACGUCGACCGUUGUCCCAAGCAUCGUCAUGGAACGUCUGUCACUCACCGACGCGAAAUCUAGGCGCUGCGCUGGGAUGUGUCCCUCCUUCACCAGGCUACUUCAAAGCCGUACGAAGAAUAUGCGAUAAGUAUGGUGCGCUCCUCAUCUUCGACGAAAUCAUGUCCGGCGCCGGCCGUAUCGGACCCGAGCCCUCUGAACGUUUCCCCAAACCCCUCCACGCAUGGCAAGAUCCUCUUAUCGGAGUUGUAAGUCCCUAGUGAGCCUCUCGUCGACAAUCUCGGAACAUCACUGACAUGGCCUUUCCUUCCCUCUCUAGGUACCAGACCUCAUGACAAUGGGCAAAGCCCUUGGAGGCGGCUACAUGCCCAUUGCCGCUCUCCUCGCCAGCAGACAAGUAGUCACAACCCUCCAACAAGGCACCGGUGCUUUCUCCCACGGACAGACCUAUCAAGGCCACCCGCUCGCCUGUCGCGCCGCUCUUUCGGUCCAAAUGAUCAUCAAACAAGACGACCUCAUCUCCAAUGUUCGCAAACAGGGUACCCUCCUAGGCCGGCUCCUGAAAGAAAAACUCGCUUCGCAUCCCGCGGUAGGCGAUAUUCGAGGCAAGGGCUUAUUCUGGGGCAUCGAAUUCGUCAAAACAAAGGGAACCAAAGAACCUUUCGAUCCGUCUCUAGGAGUUGCGAUGGGCAUGCAUGAAUUGGGUGAGAAGUUACCUUCUAUAUUCCUCUUGAAUGUCAACGCUCCUUGCUGACCUCUCGUGGCAACAGGCAUGCAGAAACCCUACAGCAUUUCCCUCUACCCCGGAACGGGCAGCGCAGACGGUCGAAGAGGUGAUCACAUCCUCCUUGCACCCGCAUACAACAUCACGUCCGAGGAGAUUCGCCAAAUCGCUGAUACGGUCAACGCGGUCGUGCGACAGUAUUUCGCCCGACAAUGCAAGGAAAGUCUCGCUGUCAAGGCUGGCGAUGAACAGCCUAGGCUCAAACGAUGA